Oncorhynchus masou masou (cherry salmon) is the source of this 4470-nucleotide messenger RNA. RefSeq names its product doublecortin-like kinase 3 (gene dclk3). Gene Ontology annotation, biological process: intracellular signal transduction; protein phosphorylation. Gene Ontology annotation, molecular function: ATP binding; protein kinase activity. The coding region runs from base 163 to 4173 and encodes 1336 amino acids. NCBI's taxonomy places the organism in Eukaryota, Metazoa, Chordata, Actinopteri, Salmoniformes, Salmonidae. The record is from RefSeq and is a predicted model, not a curated record. The transcript has 7 exons.
UCAACGCGCGAAUCCAGUCAACUCCUGUAGCCCUAUCCCUCAUCUCUCUUCCAAAAACGGAAAAGGAAGACGAUAUUACAUUGAAAUAAUGACCACCGCUGCCGGUAAAGAAAUGUCCAACUGAAACUCCGAAUGAUUGUGCUGGAAGUGAACAGGUAGGCUAUGACGCCCGUGUGGAAACAACGGUUCGGAUGCGGUUACGCGGCGCCAGGCACGAGAUGGAGAGCGGCAUGUCAGUCAAGAGAUUCCUCCCUCUCUAAACGUAUGGGGGGUAUUCCUCACCCUCAGGCCUGGCCCUCUCUCCCCCUCCCCCACCUUGACCCCCUCCCUCCAGCCACUAGGACACGUCUCCCUAGUCCUUUUCCAGUCUUCCACACUCGUCAUGCUGAGCAGAGUGCCGAGCGACCACGCUUGGUUACUGUGGUCCGACCAUGCGGUCACAGCACCCUCAGGAAGGUGACAUUGCUGUUGAAUCGUAGGAGCGUGGUCUCGUACGAGCAGCUUCUAUUGGACGUCUCCGAGGCGCUGGGGUUCCCUCGCUGGCACAGGGCCAGAGUCACACGCCUCUACACACCACACGCACGAGAGGUGCGGGGUGUGUGUGAUUUCUUCCGUGGUGAAGCAGCGUUCCUGGCAUUGGGAAAGUCUCGUCCAGAGCUCCGGAGUGUCGAGGAGGCCCUGGAGGAGCUGUUUCCACAACAUUCCUGUUACCGCAACGACGCACUCCAGGCCUGGGAGAGGAGGUUACAACCUUCACCUGAUAAAGCUGCCAAGGCCGACAGUGGAUACAGCGAGGGGACAGACAUACACACACACCCUGACAAGGAUACACACACAAGCCUCGACACGAACACACAGACAUACAGUGUUACAUACACACAGGGAUGCAACCUGGACACACACACACAUACGCACCAAGACACACUGACACAACCCAAUACACACCCCAAAACACUGACACACCACAAUACACAUCCAAACAGGCACUCCACACACAAAAACAAACACCCAACUAGACAGCCCAUACACCCUAUUCACACACACCUCGACACGGAUGCGCACACACAUAGACACCCUAACACGCAUUCUAACCAACACGCCACACACCCCUCUCACCCCCCCAAUCACCUUCAGAGGGUCAAAGUGAAAGUUGCAGCCAGAGAGAUUCUCUCCUCACCAAUAGGUCCCCCCACCCAGGAGGAAGAGCUAGGAGAGGAGCUAGACACGCCCCCUACUCCACUCUGCAGGAACUGUAAGCCUUCUGAAGGACCCAAUCCAAGAGCAGGGAGGGCUCCACUUCCUCCCGUAACCAGGAAGCAAACAGGAAACGGACCAAACGACAAGGAAGUAGAGAAACCUCAUGUCGGUCCCACCCCACUCCACACUGGACCAAUCUGCAGGCUUGAUGAGGAGUCCCUCAGCCAAUCAGAACCUUCAUCCUCAGAGUCUAAACAGGAAGAGGCGAGGACUAAACAGGAAGUGAUAUUUGACCUCCCAUCUGAUGGUAGUGAUGUCACCCUGUCAGACAUUGAGCGUUGCUAUGACAUUGGCCGCAUGGUCGGAGACGGGAACUUUGCUGUUGUGCACGAGUGUCAUCGGCGCGACAAUGGGGAAGCCUUCGCUGUGAAGAUUGUGGAGCACUCAAAGCUCAUUGGCCGAGAGCACAUGAUGCAGAAUGAGCUGAGCCUUCUGGGUAGCCUGUCACACCCCCGCGUGGUUCGCCUCUUUACACACCACCACACACACACACACUCCUAUCUUGUCAUGGAGAUGGUUGCCGGGGGCGACCUGUUUGAGGCAAUCGCGGUCCGUGGGAAGUUUCCAGAAGAGGAGGCAGGGCUGAUGGUGUGUGAUGUCAGCGAGGCUCUGAGAUACAUCCACAGCAAGACCAUAGUACAUAGAGAUCUAAAACCUGAAAACCUACUGGUGGAAUGUAGUAGUGAUGGCGUCAGUAGGUUGAAGCUGGGUGAUUUUGGUCUGGCCAUGGUUGUAACAGAACCCAUCUUCACUGUGUGUGGAACUCCCACCUAUGUCGCCCCGGAGAUCCUCUCAGAGACAGGGUAUGGUCUGCCAGUAGACCUGUGGGCAUUGGGAGUGAUACUGUACGUCCUUCUCUGUGGGUUCCCUCCGUUCCGGAGCAGAGACCGAGACCAAGGGGAGCUGUUCCAGAUGAUCAGAGAGGCUCACCUCACGUUCCUGUCACCUUACUGGGAUGACAUCUCAGACGGAGCGCGAGGCCUGGUGAGAGCCUUGCUGCAGGUGGAUCCAACAGAAAGACUGACGGCAGCUCAGACUCUUAUGUACCCCUGGAUUCAGACCACUACUGACCAGUACAGACCAACACAGACCACUACUGACCAGUACAGACCAACACAGACCACUACUGACCAGUACAGACCAACACAGACCACUACUGACCAGUACAGACCAACACAGACCACUACUGACCAGUACAGACCAGCACAGACCACUACUGACCAGUACAGACCAACACAGACCACUACUGACCAGUACAGACCAACACAGACCACUACUGACCAGUACAGACCAACACAGACCACUACUGACCAGUACAGACCAACACAGAUCAGUACUGACCAGCAGAGCCCAGCACAGCCGAGCAAAGGCCAACACCGACAUGAACCGAUCAGUGCAAACCAGCAGAGCCCAGCAAAGACCAACACAGAACACUACAGACCAGUACAGAGUCCAACCACAGACCAGUCCCGACCAGCACAGACCGUUACAGAACACCACAGACCAGUACCAACCCCAGACCAACAGCGACCACCACACCCAAUCCCCCCAGCGCACCACCCACCCACCCAGCCAGCUCCAUCUCCUCACUCCACCACUCAGCCAGUCCCAUCUCCUCACUCCACCACCCAGCCAGCCCCAUCUCCUCACUCCACCACCCAGCCAGCCCCAUCUCCUCACUCCAGCACCCAGCCAGCUCCAUCUCCUCACUCCAGCACCCAGCCAGCUCCAUCUCCUCACUCCACCACCCAGCCAGCCCCAUCUCCUCACUCCAGCACCCAGCCAGCCCCAUCUCCUCACUCCACCACCCAGCCAGCCCCAUAUCCUCACUCCAGCACCCAGCCAUCCCCAUCUCCUCACUCCAGCACCCAGCCAGCUCCAUCUCCUCACUCCAGCACCCAGCCAGCUCCAUCUCCUCACUCCACCACCCAGCCAGCCCCAUCUCCUCACUCCAGCACCCAGCCAGCCCCAUCUCCUCACUCCACCACCCAGCCAGCCCCAUAUCCUCACUCCAGCACCCAGCCAUCCCCAUCUCCUCACUCCACCACCCAGCCAGCCCCAUCUCCUCACUCCACCACCCAGCCAGCCCCAUAUCCUCACUCCAGCACCCAGCCAUCCCCAUCUCCUCACUCCACCACCCAGCCAGCUCCAUCUCCUCACUCCAGCACCCAGCCAGCUCCAUCUCCUCACUCCACCACCCAGCCAGCCCCAUCUCCUCACUCCAGCACCCAGCCAGCCCCAUCUCCUCACUCCACCACCCAGCCAGCCCCAUAUCCUCACUCCAGCACCCAGCCAUCCCCAUCUCCUCACUCCACCACCCAGCCAGCCCCAUCUCCUCACUCCACCACCCAGCCAGCCCCAUAUCCUCACUCCAGCACCCAGCCAUCCCCAUCUCCUCACUCCACCACCCAGCCAGCCCCAUCUCCUCACUCCAGCACCCAGCCAGCCCCAUAUCCUCACUCCACCACUCAGCCAGUCCCAUCUCCUCACUCCAGCACCCAGCCAGCCCCAUCUCCUCACUCCACCACUCAGCCAGUCCCAUCUCCUCACUCCAGCACCCAGCCAGCCCCAUCUCCUCACUCCAGCACCCAGCCAGCCCCAUCUCCUCACUCCACCACCCAGCCAGCCCCAUCUCCUCACUCCACCCCCCAGCAGGACCCAUCAACUGCUCCCCAGCCCCCCGGCAGUAGCACUUCUCAACCGCCCCACCCAAUUUCCCCACCCUCCAUCCUAUCCACAGCAACAUCCAAACGCAGCUGCCACCCACCUGGCAGAACUCUCAAUCUGCCCUCCCACUCCACCCAGCCUCCACCCACCCAUUCCCAGCCGAAUACCCACCCAGUCCCAGUCCCAGCACGCAGUGUCCCACCCCUCAACACCAAGCCCCAGUUCCCCUCAACCCAGCCUCCUGAAUGAUGGGGUUCCUGAAACUUUAAACGCUUCUCCAGGAAUUGAAAAGAUCUGGUAUUCUGCACAGACCCUGUUCAGGAUUGUGUAUCUGGAACUCACCAAUUGUCAUACACUGAUGUUCAGUCCCAUUCCAAUAAAAUAGUAAUCAUAAACUUUACCAUUUAGCUUGUAGUAUUUAGUUCAGUAGAUUAUCUAGCAUAACAGAUAACUCUAAUAGUUUCAAUACAUGUUUUUUUCUGACAAUGUGUGUAUUACACACACUUCCCCUUUGUACUGCACUAACAAUAAAUAACUUUGAACUGA